Messenger RNA from Phytomonas sp. Hart1, 1050 nucleotides. The record is from the annotation of a GenBank genome assembly. NCBI's taxonomy places the organism in Eukaryota, Euglenozoa, Kinetoplastea, Trypanosomatida, Trypanosomatidae.
AUGACACUGCCACCUGUGGAGCUCAAUGAGGGUGGGAUGACACGGCGUCAUUACCUUGUGGAGCGCAACCGGAUCCGACGCGAGCGUUACGCGCCGGUGCUACGCGCCCUUGAAGAGGAGGACCGCCGCAGCGCGUUGGCCCGUGAGGCCGAGCGCGCGCUCUGGGGGAAGCCCACCCCACCAAAGCAGACGACGCAAGCGGAGAGACCCCUCCCGGGCGGCGGCCCACGCUCGGCGCGGAUGCGCGCGACGGAGGGCCAGCGAGGGGUGAACAUAUACCUCCGCGAGCGCGAGGAGGCUGCGCAGAAGAAGGCCGCGUACAACCGACUCUACAACGCCGACAUGAAGGAGCAGCUCGCGCUGCGGGAGGCCACGCUGGGGAAGAUGAAGGCGGAUGAGGCCCAGCAGAUGACGGCUCUCCGCGAGCUCAACGAAGAGGCGGACCGCCUGGCCUCCGAGGAGGCCCUCCGUGCGAUCGAGGCGGAUAAGGCUUGCAUGCGGCGCAUGCGCGAAGUGAAUCUCAGCGAACUUGAAAAGCGCCGACAGGCCGCCGCUGAGCGCGAAAAGCAGGAUCUUGAGCUUAUGCGAAUGGUAGAUCAGAACCUUUCUCACCGUGAUAAGGUUGAUGCCUGGCAGACGAAAAACUUUACCCUAGCGCUGAAGAUCCAAAACGAGAACGCGCACAGGGAAUCCAUGAAAUGGGCAAAUCGAACCAAAUCCCUGAAUGAGAAAGAGAUGGCAGCCAUUAUGGAGCGCGAUAAGCGUCUUCUAAAGGAGGAGCAAGAUGCGAAUGAAGCGAAGAAACGGCUUUUCCGGAAGGAGUUUGACGAAAGUGUCGCGCGGGAUCAGGAAUAUCGCCUGAAGCAUAACUACGACGAGCCGAAAAGUGUCACCCGUCAGCGUAAUGAGCUUGCGGCGGAAUCUUUUAAGCUCAUCCAGUAUGAAACGCGCCACAAGCUAAUGGAAAACAAGAAGCAGUAUAGAAACGACCUUAUGCAACAAAUAGAUGAGAAACAAAAGUAUCAGAUCACCCAUUUGGAUGAGGUUUAA